AUGGCAGUCUCCAAAGAGAAGAUUACACUCUACAAUCUGGCUGACCUUAAGAACACCUCCGACGAUGCCCUCCCCAACUAUCUCAACUCUCUCAAAUUCAAUCAGUCCCAUACCCUGACCGAUGUACGACUGGGGCUUGGCUACUCAGCCUUCCUCCUCAGUGCCGCCUGCUUCCUCUGGGACUACAAAUUCGGCUUCGAGAACACAAAAUACUAUACGGCUGCCGCAGUGGUGGUCUACUCGAUACUGAACUUGGCUCUGACACUCUGGAUUUGGUUGAAAGAGGCGAAUGUUGUCUAUGUAGGAACUGCGCCUAGUGGAGAUACGAUCGAAAUAGCAACCUCUGCCAAGAAGAAUGUCCCGAUCUACAAUCUCACCAUAACGGUCACGCCCAAGUCCGGCAAGCCCCAGACGUUCACCCUCAGCCGCUCCUUCACUGAGUGGUUCGACGAGAAGGGCCACUUCGUUGCCACCCCGUUCCAGACCAUGCUCGCCUCCAAUAUCUCUACUGUGGGCCAAGCAGAUCCCAAGAGG
Molecule: messenger RNA, 534 nt
Organism: Cryphonectria parasitica EP155
Lineage: Eukaryota; Fungi; Ascomycota; Sordariomycetes; Diaporthales; Cryphonectriaceae
Exons: 3
Biological process (GO): protein targeting to ER
Cellular component (GO): signal peptidase complex; membrane
Source: RefSeq, a predicted model, not a curated record